UUUCCAAAAACAGAAAAAAAAAAAAAAAAAACACAAAACAAACACUAAGAAAAAUGGGAAGAGGAAGAGUUCAAUUGAGGAGGAUUGAAAAUAAGAUAAAUAGGCAAGUGACUUUUUCGAAGAGGCGAUCUGGUUUGUUGAAGAAAGCUCAUGAGAUCUCUGUCCUUUGUGAUGCUGAAGUUGGCUUGAUUGUUUUUUCUUCUAAAGGGAAACUAUUUGAGUAUUCUACUGACUCUUGCAUGGAAAGGAUUCUUGAGAGGUAUGAAAGGUACUCAUAUGCUGAGAGGCAGCUUAAUGCAACUGAUGUCGAAACCCCGGGGAGUUGGACUUUGGAACAUGCUAAGCUUAAGGCCAGGCUUGAGGUUUUGCAAAGAAACCAAAGGCAUUAUGCGGGAGAAGACUUGGACUCAUUGAGUAUGAAAGAGCUUCAGAAUCUGGAGCAGCAACUCGAUUCUGCUCUUAAGCACAUUCGAUCAAGAAAGAACCAAUUGAUGCAUGAAUCCAUUUCUGAGCUGCAAAAGAAGGACAAGGCAUUGCAAGAACAAAACAACAAUCUUUCAAAGCAGAUGAAGGAAAGGGAGAAACAGCUGGCCCAGCAGCAUACUCCGUGGGAGCAACAGAACCAUGACCAUCUCAACUCAUCUUCAUUUGGUCUGCCACAUCCCUUUAACAACAAUCACCUAGGGGAAGUAUAUCCAACUGCAGGAGACAAUGGAGAAGUUGAAGGAUCAUCGCGGCAGCAACAACAAAACGCUGCUGUGAUGCCGCCAUGGAUGCUUCGCCAUCUCAACGGAUAAAACUUAUCAAGUAUAAGCAAGGGGACAAUACUAAUAUGCUAUGUUUUGUUAUCUACUAAUUAGAUAGAAUAUGUAUAUGUAUGUUACGUAUUAGACAAAACACAACUUUCAUAUCUAAUUAAUUGCGUAUACAUAUGGCUGCUGUGUCGCUGUUAAC
This is a messenger RNA of Capsicum annuum, 954 nucleotides long. RefSeq names its product agamous-like MADS-box protein AGL8 homolog (gene FUL2). Gene Ontology annotation, molecular function: RNA polymerase II cis-regulatory region sequence-specific DNA binding; DNA-binding transcription factor activity, RNA polymerase II-specific; protein dimerization activity. The record is from RefSeq and is marked provisional. Gene Ontology annotation, biological process: positive regulation of transcription by RNA polymerase II. NCBI's taxonomy places the organism in Eukaryota, Viridiplantae, Streptophyta, Magnoliopsida, Solanales, Solanaceae. Gene Ontology annotation, cellular component: nucleus.